AUGGGUUCAAGAACAAGUCGUAUAAUGCAGGCUGUCCUAUGCAGCGAUCGAAAUAAGCAAAUCAAAGAAGUAGAAAAUAGUUGCUUAGAAGAAAUUAAUUUGAAGAAGAAACCAGAAGAGUACUUAUUAUCGUCCCGUUAUAAAAAGAAUACAGGUCCUAAUGCAGCAAAUCCUAAUAAUAGUGAUUCAGACAUGAGGAACGAUCUUGUGGGAAGUGAAUUCCUAUGCAGCGAUCAAAAUAAUGGAAUUAACGAAAUAGAAAAUAAUUGCAGGGAAGAAAUUUCGUUUCAGGAGAAACAAGUAGAUUCAUCAUCAUCGUUUUCUCACUCAAGCAAAAAGGAUAUAGAUCCUGUGUCAAAUGCUACUAAUAGUGAUUCUGACGAGACAAAAUAUUUAGUGAAAAGCGAACAUGUGAAAGAAAAUGAAGAAGGCUGUUUACCAUUUGAAAAUCUUCAAAACGUCAUUGAUUUCGAUGUUGUUGAACAAAAUAUAGAAUUGUUCCAUACAAAUACCCAACAAAAUAUAACUAGCCAUACCAAAGAUUUAAACUCACGAUGUUUCGACCUGGAAGAUUGUAAUAGUGAUGAUAGUAUUAAAGAUCCAAAUUAUGAUUCUGAUUCAUCUUCAUCAAGCAGUUCGUCAUCUUCAACGAAUAGCUCUUCAUUAAAUAGUUCUUCAUCUUCAUCGAGCUCAUCAUCUUCCACUAGAUCAGCACGUUCACCACGGUGUACAGACUCUGUAGCUAAUUCAACUUCAAAACAUCGAUUAAACUUAGUCGAAGUAUCUUCUACUUUAGUAACUGAGUCAGAAUCUAACAUAGGACAGUCGAAAGACGCAGAAGAAAAAAAGGCAAGAAAAAGGAUUCCUAAAGAAACAGAGUGGAUAAAAUUAAAAACUAAGAUGUUGCGGAAUAUGGCAAUAGAUUAUGGCCCACAAGUAGUCAUUACAUGCACUGGACAGAACUUUGAAAGAUAUUCAUGA
This is a messenger RNA of Diabrotica balteata, 981 nucleotides long. Lineage: Eukaryota; Metazoa; Arthropoda; Insecta; Coleoptera; Chrysomelidae. The record is from the annotation of a GenBank genome assembly.